Messenger RNA from Echinops telfairi (small Madagascar hedgehog), 1716 nucleotides. RefSeq names its product osteoclastogenesis associated transmembrane protein 1 (gene OSTM1). Bases 24 to 1019 code for a protein of 331 amino acids. Gene Ontology annotation, cellular component: cytosol. The transcript is spliced from 6 exons. The record is from RefSeq and is a predicted model, not a curated record. NCBI's taxonomy places the organism in Eukaryota, Metazoa, Chordata, Mammalia, Afrosoricida, Tenrecidae. Gene Ontology annotation, biological process: osteoclast differentiation.
UCCCGGGGUUUGUAAGCCCGGUGAUGGACCCGGACGGGGCAAUCGCGGGGCGGCGGCGGUCGCUUCUGCCGUGUCUGCUGCUCCUGUGGUCCAGGCUGGCGUUGGGCGCGCUCCCCUUCAGCAGCAGCCCCCGCCGGGUCCUCCACGACCUCCUGUCGGAGCAGCAGUUGCUGGAGGUGGAGGACUUGUCCCUGUCCCUGCUGCAAGGGGGAGGGCUGGGGCCGCUGUCCCUGCCCCCGGACCUGCCGGAUCUGGACCCCGAGUGCCGGGAGCUGCUGCUGGACUUCGCCAACAGCAGCGCUGAGCUGACCGGCUGUCUAGUACGCAGCGCCCGGCCCGUGCGCCUCUGUCAGACCUGCUAUCCUCUCUUCCAACAGGUCUCCGACAAGAUGAACAACAUCAGCCGAACCGUGGGGAAUACUUCAGAAAGCCACAGCUGUGCCAGGAGCCUCCUAAUGACAGAUCGAGUACAAAUAGUUGUGAUUCUCUCUGAGUUCUUUAAUUCCAUGUGGAAGGACGCAAACUGUGCAAAUUGUUUAACAAACAACAGUCAAGAGUUAUCAAACAGCACAGUCUACUUCCUCAGUCUGUUUAAUCAGACCUUGACCUGCUUUGAGCAUAACAUUCAGGGCAACUCAUACAGUCUUCUACAGCCGAGAAAUUACUCACAAGUUUGCAAAAAGUGCAGCACGGUGUACAAAAGCCUGAGUGCAGUGUACAGCAAGAUGCAAAAGGCAGAGGAGCGUGAGAAUAAGGCUGAGCCUGGGACACACCUCUGUAUCGAUGUGGAAGAUGCCAUGAAUAUAACUCGCAAACUCUGGAGUCGGACCUUCAACUGUUCGGUCCCUUGCAGUGACACCGUGCCUGUCAUCGCCGUGUCUGUGUUCAUGCUCUUUCUACCUGUGGUCUUCUACCUCAGUAGCUUUCUUCACUCAGAGCAAAAGAAACGCAAACUCAUUCUACCCAAACGUCUCAAGUCCAGUACGAGCUUUGCGAACAUUCAUGAGAAUUCAAACUGAAACCUACCGGAUGGAUUGCUGACGCCGUGCCACGCAGAUGCAGAUACGGAGCUAGCGGCUGGGUCAGGAAGAGAAGCAGCGACCUGACAAGUCAGGUUCUUAGGGGAUGUAAAGACUCGACUUCAGCUUUAUUUUAAAUCAUGAUUCUCAGUCUUUCUCUGCUCCUCCCCACCCCCCUUUCUUCUUUAGUGUUUGACCUACCCAAAAAACUGUAUUGUUCUUCACAAUAGAAUGUUGUCUGUUUUAAAUGUAUGUUAGUUACUCAAGCUGUAAGAACAGUAUUUUAUUUCAUAGGUAUAUUACUAUUACUUGAGAUUUCUGGUACCUUCUUAUUAACAAAAUUAUCUUACAUAGCAAAGUUCUGAAAACUCGUAUUAAAAGAUUAACCAGUUACUUCCCUCAAAAUCAGGGAAGACCUUAAGGAGGACAAUGCACACUUGCCGAAAAGUCCAAAGAGUGACAUUGCGGGAUCAUUGUUACAUACAUAUAAUUUAUGUGUCACUAAUUACAUGUAAUACAGAUUUCAACCUCUAGUUUCACUAAAGUCGUUUUUGAAACCACUAACAAUAAACCUCUGCAACUUUUAGCAGCAGUCAGGCGCAUGGUCUCUGUCUUUGUAAAAAGACUUACGGUGACUUGUUUCUUACUUGACUUUUAUAAAUAACAUUUAACACUUCCCCCCCUUUUAUUUCAUAAG